Mus pahari (shrew mouse) is the source of this 3702-nucleotide messenger RNA. RefSeq names its product sphingosine-1-phosphate receptor 3 (gene S1pr3). Gene Ontology annotation, molecular function: sphingosine-1-phosphate receptor activity. Gene Ontology annotation, biological process: G protein-coupled receptor signaling pathway. The coding region runs from base 326 to 1462 and encodes 378 amino acids. Gene Ontology annotation, cellular component: membrane. Lineage: Eukaryota; Metazoa; Chordata; Mammalia; Rodentia; Muridae. The transcript is spliced from 2 exons. The record is from RefSeq and is a predicted model, not a curated record.
AGAGUCUGGGCGAACAAGUUCAGGGGCAGGCAACAAGGUCCGGGUGCUGAACGAGGUGGCUGGACAAGCCUAGCGGGAGAGAAACCUGAGGCCACGAGCGACCUCCGGAGGAGCCCCUAGAUUGGAGUCUUAGCUGAGACACCGCAGCAUGCAACCAGCCCAGAUGCGCCUUGCAGAACGAGAGCCGAUUUUCCACACUCUUCCUGCAGUCAGGCCUGCACGCCUUCCGGAAUCCACCACCACUAUCCCUAUUGUUCCCUGAAAUGAACGUUCCUGGCGCGCCCUCUCGUGGACUGUCGAAGUAACCAUCUGUCUGUAGGAAGACAUGGCAACCACGCAUGCGCAGGGCCACCAGCCAGUCUUGGGGAACGACACUCUCCGGGAACAUUACGAUUACGUGGGAAAACUGGCAGGCAGGCUGCGGGACCCCCCUGAGGGUGGCACCCUCAUCACCACCAUCCUCUUCUUGGUCACCUGUAGCUUCAUCGUCUUGGAGAACCUGAUGGUUUUGAUUGCCAUCUGGAAAAACAAUAAAUUUCACAACCGCAUGUACUUUUUCAUCGGCAACUUGGCUCUCUGCGACCUGCUGGCCGGCAUAGCCUACAAAGUCAAUAUUCUGAUGUCCGGCAGGAAGACGUUCAGUCUGUCUCCAACAGUGUGGUUCCUCAGGGAGGGCAGUAUGUUCGUAGCCCUGGGCGCUUCCACCUGCAGCUUAUUGGCCAUUGCCAUUGAGCGACACCUGACCAUGAUCAAGAUGAGGCCGUAUGACGCCAACAAGAAGCACCGCGUGUUCCUUCUGAUUGGGAUGUGCUGGCUAAUUGCCUUCUCGCUGGGUGCCCUGCCAAUCCUGGGCUGGAACUGCCUGGAGAACUUUCCCGACUGCUCUACUAUCUUGCCCCUCUACUCCAAGAAAUACAUCGCCUUCCUCAUCAGUAUUUUCACUGCCAUUCUGGUGACCAUCGUCAUCUUGUAUGCGCGCAUCUACUGCCUGGUCAAGUCCAGCAGCCGCAGGGUGGCCAACCACAACUCCGAGAGAUCCAUGGCCCUUCUGCGGACCGUAGUGAUAGUGGUGAGCGUGUUCAUCGCCUGUUGGUCUCCCCUCUUUAUCCUCUUCCUCAUCGACGUGGCCUGCAGGGCGAAGGAGUGCUCCAUCCUCUUCAAGAGCCAGUGGUUCAUCAUGCUGGCUGUCCUCAACUCGGCCAUGAACCCUGUCAUCUACACGCUGGCCAGCAAAGAGAUGCGGCGCGCCUUCUUCCGGUUGGUGUGCGGCUGUCUGGUCAAGGGCAAGGGGACCCAGGCCUCACCCAUGCAGCCCGCCCUUGACCCAAGCAGAAGUAAAUCAAGCUCCAGUAACAACAGCAGCCACUCUCCGAAGGUCAAGGAAGACCAGCCCCGGGUGGCUACUUCUUCCUGCAUCAUUGACAAAAACAGGUCGCUUCAGAAUGGGGUACUCUGCAAGUGACGGUCUCCACAGGGCAAGCUCUGCAGCCACACCUAUUUAUUGCAUGCAUCACUUCCACGUGGGGCCUUAAGAGAUCUUAACUCUGGAGGUCUGCUUGCUGUGGCCAGACUGUGUGGCAUCUCCUGAGGAGGAGACCCAAGGAGUCACCAACACAUUUCAGCCUGGACAUGGAUGUGCCUUAUCUGUUAAGGGCUCCAUCCUUCUGAAUGUACCAAGCUGAUGAUAUGGUCGGCUGCCUUCGGAUGCCGCUUCCCCUGGUCCAGGGAGGGCAGGUGGUGAUGUGCUAUGCACAUGCACGUUGGGAUGAUGUCUUCCUACUUUCACACUACAUUUACUUUUCAUAGAAUGGGUGCUCGUGUGUGUGUGUGUGUGUGUGUGUGUGUGUGUGUGUGUGUGUUCAUUGCUGUGUUGUACAGGAUGUGUACGACUGACUUUUUCCAGGUGGAGCCCAUUACAAAGUGUCAGUCCUCCACACAUCAUUGGUCCAAACCUGCCCACACUGCUGUCCCAGGUUCAGCAUGUGAUAAGGUGAUGUCCCCUUCCCAGUGCCCUUGCACCGGUAACUGUGCAAGGUUACUAAAAGUAACCUUGAAUAGCUGUGAAAAGUUACUAAAGUAUUCUGCAUUCUCAAAAGCCUCAAGAGCAGCCCGGGUGUGGGGGUCUUACCCUUACAUUCCCGCGCCCCUCCCUCUUGGGUCCCUUGUGUAAGCUUAAGUAAACCUGUAAGCCAAAUUAUGUGAUCAUUGAGGCAUUUCUGAAAACCACAGAAAAGCCAGCCGGGAUCUCUCAGAAUGCUGGCACCACUAAAGGAAGAACUCCCAAGGAGAAGCAGGGUGCUCUCCACUGUGGGUCAUCUUUCCAGGCGACUGCAGUCUGUCUGCUGCAUGUAGAGUUUCCAGCAGUGACAUUCACAAGCCAGCCCUUCAUCUGUAUGGUUCCAAGUUCAAGUUUAUAGAGAGAAGCUUGAGGCUGGUGGUCCCCUUUGCUGUCACCCUUUGCUGGCAAGGAGCUGGAGCUGUCAGCAAAGCUUCUCAACUCCCUCAAUUAUGGACCCUGACCAGGACUAUUCAGUGAGAGGAAUCCACCAUGCUGGGAGGCGUGAUUUGGUUAUUUGUGCACUCUUUAGAGAGAACCAUUCUAAUUCCCAUAUGAUGGACGCUCCAGCCACUCUUCCCCGCUUGGACCUGCGUUCAUUUGUCCAUCCUGCAAAGAAAAUUCGCAGAGGACACUUGUGAACAUCCCCUCCUUAAGGACUCCGUUCACGGGGCACACAGAUGAAAGGUGGGUACGUUGGAGAGAGUGGCCAGCAUCCAUGCUCCCAGAACAGCCUUUGGAAGGACUCUCACUUGGGAAAACCUCCUGUCAGGGCUCCCCAUAAGUUGAUUAGCCUCAGAGACCGUUGCCUUACGAACCCUGGAAGAGCAGCCUUUACACACCCACAGGCCUUUUUUAAAGCUGAUUUUUUUUUCUCUCUUUGUGAUUACCUGAAGGCAUUUGCUCUUGCUUAGGGACAUUUUUUCAGGGUCUUUGGUAACCCCGGUCUGACUAACUAAAGACUUUCCCUCCUGUCACUCCUGGUGGAUAAAGGUCACUGCCAAGAAAUUCUGCUCGAUCAUUGGCCUGGCCCUUCUCUAUGUCACCGAGAAUGUCACCAUGUUGACAAAACCCAUGGCAUUUCUGGAAAAGGAAAGCAUACAAGUGCUGGGUUAAGGGAAAAACAAUAGCAGAGCAGAGUGUAGGGAAGUUGGGUGGAAAGAGAAUGGGGCUUGUGGGUAUGCUCUUUCAUGAUUGCAAUGCUUUGAGGCCAUGGGUCGGGGUCACUGAUAUUAAUCACACAUUGUACAGGAUUCUGGCUUCUCCAUUUUCUCCUGUGUCUGCUUUCAUGCAACAGCCCUUGUGGAGGGCCAGGCCCACCAUCCCCAGCUAGGAGGUGACAUUUAUAGCAUGACAGACUGCCAAGCAACUGAAAAUAAAAAUACACUAAAACCCAAUUGCGCUCACUUGAUGUGUGCCCAGUGGAUCUGUCAGCAGUGAUGCCAGUGUGCACACCUUUCCCUAACUAAGCCUCCGAGGCAGCACUGAGACAAUCGGGUGCAUCCAACCUCCACUCCGAAGGUGGAAGGUCAGGAGCAAGUGACACCAGAGACCCUGGGGCUCACCCAAGGUAGUGAGCGACCUUUACUACUUGCAGUUUAUGUUUGUUAAUAAUAAAUAAAACCAAAAGCCUUUAUAUAAACCCA